AUGGCGGCCACCGUCCAUCCUGCCCAAAAGGCACACAAAAUUCCUUCGGAUAGCCUCAAUGUCUGCCGUCGGACCCCAUUUUCCCUCCGUUCAGACCACAGCGACCGGCUCCUGUCCAAACUCCUAAGCCGGCAGACUUCGCCGCCUCCAGCGCCACGGCCAUCGAAACGGGCAAAGACGUCCCACGAUCAAGAACCCAUGGCAGCUGCCGCACGCAGGGCAAGACAGCGAAGGACGUGUAUACGCCUUCCGGAUCUUGCGUCUGAGAUUUUGGUCUUGAUUUUUGAGCAUGUACGAGAGUCAAGUCUCAGGGAUUUAGUAUCUGUGAGGCUGGUCUCCCGCUGGUUCGACAAGGUGGCCACGCCCGUCGAAUACCAGACCCUUGUCCUGACAAAACGGCUUCUCUACUUCCGAAAUCCCGAGCGCAUUUCUACCGCUUAUGCAAACAUAAGCCUGCAUACCAACCACGUAUUUGCGUCGAUUGACGAGAUCGAGAGCUGCCACGACAACCAUCGUGCUGUUGCCCAGAUCACGACCAGCAUUCAGAACUUGUUGACAUUCACAUGGCGGUAUGCGCGGACACGCUCCAGUUCAGCUUGCACCUGCCCUAUUGCCCGGCUAUUCCUCACCACCCCUGGAAGUCAUGGCAGGCUACGUCGAGGAACGCGUGUUUUUUUCGAGAACGUUGCGUCCCGGCACCUCGAGAAUCACCACAAUUUGUAUCUUGAGGCGAUCCCGACAGAACUGUUAGUAUCCUUAAAGAUGGCUAUCCCAAGUCCACCGCUCAUGACCGGCAUCAGCGGUCUGAAGCAGGUGCUGCUUAAUUCGAGGUUGCUGGAAGCCUUUCACUACCAAGAUAAGGGACAAGGGACCAAGUUCACGUUUUCGGCUGGGGAACGAUUGCCGCCACUUAAGCAGCUGAGGCUCGAGUGUUACGACUGGUGUCACUCCCGCGAGGAGGUCCUUCGGCACUGGGAUUUUUCACGUAUCCAAUCCCUGGAGCUCUUGGACAUGCCCGUGUUCAAGGCUCUUCGUGCCAUUGAAGCUUGCAACCUCUACGGACUACACACUUUAGUUACGCGUGACUCGGGGAUAUCAGACACGCGCGAAGAGCUCUCGGCGCACCUGGCCUGGAUCAUCCGCCAGAGAACUCGGUCACUGAAAAAGCUCGAGGUGACUGUAGACAUGCGGCACUUUGACCCAACCUCGCUGCUGGUGCACGCGACGUCUCUGGAAACGUUGUCCUUGCGGGACUUCAUUGGCUUUGGUGACGAGAGCCGGAGAUGUCCGACCAUGUGGCUUGAUCAUUUGAGUAUGCUGGCGACGGAGAUGAAAAAUCUGCACACGUUGGAGCUGGAUAUGGAUACUUUGAUGACGAAUCCUUCGGGCUUCAUUGAGACGCUGGCUCGCUUCCCAAGCCUUCACACUCUGACAUUGCAUGUUCAGACGGUGGUGCACCCUUGGGACGAAGUCAUAUCCGGUGUCGACAGGGACGCUGAAGCCGUCAUGCACAUCUUCACAGCACUGCUGAGGCACAAGUCGGCAGCCGCAGCCGCCAUGAAUUCGCACACCAGUCAGAAAGCCUGGCGUCAGGUGACGGUGAACGUUGGGGGCUGGAAGCCCGUCAUGGUACGGCGGCUCAGUCCGGCGUGGAGGAGCAAGAACGAGCACGGAGUGUAUGCGGAGCGCUGCUUCGUCAUGCAGCAGCAUCCGGGGGCUUCUUUGGCCGAUCCCUACUUCGUCACCGAGGUUGCCACCGAGGAGCUUGGAAGGGAACAGCGCGAGCAGCACCAGCAAAGAGAGCCCGUCAGGGCCUACCUACGUGGUACUGGGCUCGAAGAUCAGGCCAUUCCAGGACUUGAUCUCGGACAUCAGCCCAUAUCGGACAAUACUCAUCUCUUCACCGAAGUUGUACUGGAGUAUAUUUCGGGAGGCAACCGGCCGCCUGGGCCUAUCUUUGCACACCAGACUAAAGGAUAA
Molecule: messenger RNA, 1980 nt
Organism: Pyricularia pennisetigena
Lineage: Eukaryota; Fungi; Ascomycota; Sordariomycetes; Magnaporthales; Pyriculariaceae
Exons: 5
Coding region: 1-1980 (659 amino acids)
Source: RefSeq, a predicted model, not a curated record